AUGGCGUUCCCGGUCAAAAAAGCUUCUGCAUCAAGUGACAGUGAUGAAAGAUUUCGUCGGUCGUCCAUACUGCCCUCUUUACCGUUAUUAGCAAGCGCUCCCAGCAUACAAAAAUUAUCCCUUAAGCACCUACCGACAAUUGAUUCCAAGCGAUUUAUGCAUGUGCUUGAUAACACGGUUACCCGCGUUUUGUUGGUCUCCUCAUUUCCGCAAAUAUGCAGUAACGUACAAUGGGGACAUCAGAUCAGUAAUGCUGAAAUAUGCCAGACGGUUUUCGGGAAAGCUCAUCCCACCUCGAUAGAUCAGUUGGUCACAUUCCACGGAUUAUCCAUGUGCUUCGUAUACCAGAGGAUCUUUUGUUUCGUGAAGUCCUCUUCGCCUAAACUUGUACGGAGAAGACCCAGAGUUGGUCAGUCCAUGACCUGGCAACGAAGCGUAAAGACCACACAAGUCAAUUCAGACGCUCUCAAACCCCGGAUGCACUAUUAUUGCACCCCCCCACAGGAAUACUCUUUACUUCUUGGACGGAAUGCAACUGUGCUGUUUGAAACUUACGGGCCUAUAUGUAAAGCAUAUGACGAACAAUGCGCGCACUCGAAACAUCGACCACGAAUCACAGAGCCCGAAACAAAUGAUGUGCACCGGACGAGUUUCGUGACGUUUGACGAAGGUCAGAGUCUUGUCUCUGAUGGAAUAACCCAAACGGCCCGCACGAAGGGAAGCAUAGCCCUCCGUUUGUUCGAAGUUACAAGGUUACUGCUGCGAGAAAUGUUGGCUAAUCCACUGGCAAUCUCGGCGCUGAUUCGUCAUCGAGAACAGUGGAACAUUGAGCCAAGUUUCAACUGCCGCCGGCUUGCCAUACAGUUAGUUCACUUGAGAAGUUUGACCAGGAAUGAUUUGCUCACGACACCAAAGGCGAGAGCCAAACGGGACGAUUUCCUUGAACGUCUGCGACGCCGCGAUCUUGAGCAGCGGAAAACAAUCGAGGAACUAACGAGCCAGUAUAAAGCAUUGCAAGAAACCCAGCGUUUGCAGCUGAUUGAACGAAUGGAACGCGUGCGCGAAAUUCAAGCCAAAAUACGAGACAUUCAGGAACAAACGCAGAAUCAACUACGCGAGCUGAAGCAACAGCACGACAACGAGAGACGAGUUGCCAAACAAAAACAUCACCGUAUGUUUAUUUUGCAAUCUUUUUCUAACACCACUCCUCGAAUCGGGGUUACUUGGGCCGACAAAAUGAUGAGGGAGCAGGAGGCGUGCUUGCAGCAAGCUGCACAACAUCUCACAUGGCUUACGAAACAUAACAUGGAUCAUGAACGUCAUAUCCGCAUGGAAAAAUGGAAAGUGGAAGACACGAUUGCAGCCACGUUAAGUAAAACUGAUACCGAACUGUUCGAAAUGCAGGCUGAAUAUGAUGAACUAGAGGAAGAAGAUCAAAAGGUCAAGGCCGCAUGUGAUGAACUGAUGCGCAAACUUGAACCAUUAAAAGUCCGCGCAGAUGCCGUUCUUGAAGAAAAGCGGUUGGAGGCUGAAAGGCAAGCUGCUGAGUUGGAGGAGCAGGAGAAUAUGAUAAGGGCAGCCACGACCAUCCAAAGUCUCUGGCGUUCUUGGAAGGCCCGAAGGCAAAUCCGAGCAGAGCGACGCAAGAAGAAAGGCAGGAAGCAUUAACCAAUGAAAUAUUUUCGACGUGGUUAUUUAUUAUGUUUACUGCAGCAACCAGCAAGCUCUUCAUCUCAGGCAAGCUCAACAAGAGUCUAAGAAACUCCCAGAAAACCAUACAAAAGCCGGUUAAAUUGAUCAAAGCAUAUAUGUGUUUUGCACAAAAAAUGAAAUCAGUAUACAA
Messenger RNA from Opisthorchis viverrini, 1843 nucleotides. RefSeq lists its product as hypothetical. The record is from RefSeq and is a predicted model, not a curated record. NCBI's taxonomy places the organism in Eukaryota, Metazoa, Platyhelminthes, Trematoda, Opisthorchiida, Opisthorchiidae. Bases 1 to 1668 code for a protein of 555 amino acids. Gene Ontology annotation, molecular function: protein binding. The transcript has 8 exons.